This is a messenger RNA of Phyllostomus hastatus (greater spear-nosed bat), 2283 nucleotides long. It is a transcript of the gene CHAF1B, whose product is annotated as chromatin assembly factor 1 subunit B. The record is from RefSeq and is a predicted model, not a curated record. Bases 112 to 1815 code for a protein of 567 amino acids. Gene Ontology annotation, biological process: nucleosome assembly; DNA replication-dependent chromatin assembly. The transcript is spliced from 14 exons. Gene Ontology annotation, molecular function: protein binding. NCBI's taxonomy places the organism in Eukaryota, Metazoa, Chordata, Mammalia, Chiroptera, Phyllostomidae. Gene Ontology annotation, cellular component: CAF-1 complex; nucleus.
GCGAGCGCGGGAUCCGUGGCGCCCGGGAACCGGCGCGCGCCAAGGUGUCGCAGACUGAGUCCCUGCAGGAACCGGCCGAGGACCAUUCCUGCCCCUCGGCGACGCGGCAGGAUGAAAGUCAUCACGUGUGAAAUCGUCUGGCACAACAAGGAGCCGGUGUACAGCCUGGACCUGCAGCCGGGCGCUGCGGGGCGGACCCACCGGCUGGCAUCUGCGGGCGUCGACAUGGUCGUGCGGAUCUGGAAGGUGGAGAAAGGACCGGACGGAAAGGCCAUCGUGGAAUUUUUGUCCAGUCUCGCUCGCCAUACCAAAGCCGUCAAUGUCGUGCGUUUUUCUCCCAACGGGGAAAUCUUAGCCUCGGGGGGCGACGAUGCGGUCAUUCUGCUGUGGAAGGUGAAUGACAACAAGGAGCCAGAACAGAUCGCGUUUCAGGACGAGGAUGAGGCUGAGCUGAACAAGGAGAACUGGACCGUCGUAAAAACCCUCAGGGGCCACCUGGAAGACGUGUACGACAUUUGCUGGGCCACGGAUGGGAACCUGAUGGCGUCCGCCUCGGUGGACAACACGGCCAUCGUGUGGGACGUCAGCAAAGGACAGAAGAUCUCCAUCUUCAACGAACAUAAAAGUUACGUGCAAGGAAUAACCUGGGAUCCUUUGGGACAGUAUAUUGCUACGCUGAGCUGUGACAGGACCCUGAGGGUGUACAGCACACAGAAGAAGCGUGUGGCUUUCAACGUGUCGAAGAUGCUGUCCGGCACGGGCGCCGAAGGAGAGGCGAGAAGUUACCGGAUGUUUCACGACGACAGCAUGAAGUCCUUCUUCCGUCGCCUGAGCUUCACCCCCGACGGGUCUCUGCUCCUGACGCCAGCCGGGUGUGUGGAGUCCGGCGAGAACGUCACCAACACGACCUACGUUUUCUCCAGGAGAAACCUGAAGAGGCCGAUCGCUCACCUCCCGUGUCCCGGGAAGGCGACGCUCGCCGUCCGCUGCUGUCCCGUCUACUUUGAGCUGAGGCCAGCGGGGGAGACAGACGGGCCUUCCCCGGGGCCGCUGGUGGCCCUGCCCUACCGCCUGGUGUUCGCCGUGGCUUCCGAGGACUCUGUGCUCUUCUACGACACGCAGCAGCUCUUCCCUUUCGGCUACGUGUCCAACAUCCACUACCACACCCUGAGCGACAUUUCCUGGUCCAGCGAUGGGGCCUUCCUGGCCAUUUCUUCCACUGAUGGUUACUGUUCCUUCGUGACAUUUGAGAAGGAUGAACUUGGAAUACCUUUCAAAGAGAAGCCAGAUUUGAGCGCGGGAACUCCCGACACAGCGAAGAAAACCAAGAGCCAGACGCAACAGGGGUCUCCGCCAGGACCCAGACAGGUCGAGGGGACCCCCACCAGCAGGGUCCAGGACCCCAGCAGCCCCUGCACAGCGCCCGCUCAGGCGAAGCUGGCCCCAGCCCCAGCCCCCGCCCCCGCGGCGGCCAAGGACACGCCCCCGGCGGCCGCCGCAGCCCGAAGCUCCACCCCCGCGCCCUCGGAGGAGAGGAAGGCCCUGCAGCAGCCCAGCAGUCAGAACGCGAGAGGGCCCCCGCCGCGCAAGGUCGCCCUGAACACGCUGCAGGCCUGGAGCAAGACGCCCCGGAGAGUGAACCUGACGCCCUUAAGGACCGAUGCUCCGAACCCCGAACCGAGCAGUGUGGUGUCCAUGCCUCCCACCGAGGACAUGCAGGCGGAGACGCCUGGAGACCCUCAGGGCAGCUCCCUGGAGCUGAAGCGGCCCAGGCUCGGGGGAGCCAACGGCAGUGCCCAAGGUCCGGACCUUUGAGGACACCUGUCUCGUCUCGUGCUGGAAAGCCGCCAAGUCUGGGGGCCCCCGUGUGCAGAGGGAAGGGCGUGGGGCCGAAGACCCCAGAGGGCGUCAGAGGGACCUGGCAGACACUCCUAAAAGGGCUCCUGCGAUGAGACGCACAGGGACCGGUUUUCCUCCAGAAACGUUUCCUCCCGUAUAUCGGAUGCGGCUUACCUCGGGGUGCGCCUGUGCGGACGGGCCACACCCCCUUGCGGAUGCGCGCGGGGGCCCUGGACUAGCCCCGCCUUCCCUGCCGUGAGAGGCGGGCUGAGAGGCGGGCGCUGCUGCCCGAGGCACCUCUGUGGACGUGCGGCCCCACGGGCAGCCCCCCGCCGCCGCUCUCGCUGGAGCUGGGAAGCGAUUUGUGAGGGUUCGUUCCCUGGAGCUCUGGGGAGUUUGAAUGGUUUUUAGAUUUGGUUUUAAAUAGCUGACUGAUUCCUGGAA